Messenger RNA from Antechinus flavipes (yellow-footed antechinus), 1182 nucleotides. RefSeq lists its product as uncharacterized. Lineage: Eukaryota; Metazoa; Chordata; Mammalia; Dasyuromorphia; Dasyuridae. Gene Ontology annotation, molecular function: calcium ion binding; enzyme regulator activity. Bases 64 to 1065 code for a protein of 333 amino acids. The transcript is spliced from 3 exons. The record is from RefSeq and is a predicted model, not a curated record.
GCCAGUAUAGUCACAAGUGGGGAGGUUGGCUGAUAGGAACUUAGCCACUAAAAGUGGGGGAAUAUGGCUGAACAACUGACUGAAGAGCAGAUUACAGAAUACAAAGAAGCCUUUGCUCUAUUUGACAAGGAUGACGAUGGUAGUAUAAAAACCAAGGAAUUGGGAACUAUAAUGAGGUCGCUUGGGCAGAACCCCACAGAAGCUGACUUAAAGGAUAUGAUUAACGAAGUUGAUCCUGAUGGUAAUGGGACAAUUGACUUUUCGGGGUUUCUGAUUGUGAUGGCAACAAAAAUGAAAAGCACAGACAGUGAUGAAGAAAUUCGAGAUGCAUUCCGCGUGUUUGACAAGGCGGGUGACGGCUUUAUUAGUACAGCAAAACUUCGCCAUGUGAUGACAAGCCUUGGAGAGAAGUUAACAGAUGAAGAGGUUGACCAAAUGAUCAGGGAAGCCGAUAUGAAUGGUGAUGGCCAAGUAAACUACGAAGCAUUUGCUCAAAUGCUGACAGCAAACAUAGAGGGUGACUGGAUUCUCAAAGAUUAUGCCAAGGGAGCAUCCUGCCAGCUGGAUGUCAUCUGGAGAUGGAGGCUGAUUGAUGGCAACCUGGCUUCUAAGAAUAUGGCUGAACAACUGACUGAAGAGCAGAUUGCAGAAUUCAAAGAAGCCUUUGCUCUAUUUGACAAGGACGGAGAUGGUAGUAUAACAACAAAGGAAUUGGGAACUAUAAUGAGGUCGCUUGGGCAGAACCCCACAGAAGCUGAAUUACAGGAUAUGAUUAAUGAAGUAGAUGCUGAUGGUAAUGGUACAAUUGACUUUUCAGAGUUUCUGACUAUGAUGGCAAGGAAAAUGAAAGACACAGACAGUGAUGAAGAAAUCCGAGAGGCAUUCCGUGUGUUUGACAAGGAUGGUGACGGCUUUAUUAGCGCAGCAGAACUUCGCCACGUGAUGACAAAUCUUGGAGAGAAGUUAACAGAUGAAGAGGUUGACGAAAUGAUCAGGGAAGCCGAUAUGGAUGGCGAUGGCCAAGUAAACUAUGAAGAAUUUGUGCAAAUGAUGACAGCAAAGUGAAGACAUUGCAUCAAAUACCUUGUGCAAUUAUUUGUCUUUUCUUUGUAACUUCUCUGUAAGACGUUUCCCCACCCCUAUUCCACUGCAUGUGUAGGAAUUAGAAUUCUCAUUCCUCCA